AUGACGCAAGAGGAUCCUAGUAACCGCUUUAACGAUGGACUCCUUUCCAGUGGAGAUAACACAGAUAACGAAGACGCGGUUAUAAGAAACGACAGGACAAGUGUGAAAGAAAUGAUAUUGCGUUUCGAACGGACAGCCGUCAACAGUUUCAGCGGUUCGAGUGAAUCCCUGGAGAAAUCUAAAUAUUGUAUGUUAGGAAGCUUAACAAGUGUCGUUAAUCCUAUACAAAUGCAUUUUCAACAUUUGUGUCCAGUGAGUAAUUCGCAAGAUAGACAUUCAAACGUGUCAGUGAAUUCUAUAUUAUCAAACGCUUCUGAAAUCAGCUACGAAUCAAGUUCGUCAGGUUUUGCAUCGGACAGAAAAUCAUCCGAAUUAAAGCCUCAUAGACCCGCUCCUCCACCACCGCCAGAACCCUUUAACGAUAGCUUUUCCAUUAAUAGUAUAUCUGUUUCCGAGGAACCAAUGACAAAGGAUAUUCGGUUUUCUUUUGCAACACCUCCAAGUUCACCGAUAGUUUUACGCCGUUCGAGACAACCGCCAGUAAUCAGAAGAAAAUCUACAAUUGGAGGCCAAGGACAUUUAGGUGAAACACAUUGGUCUUAUGGUGUGAAACAAAGUGAUUUAGAAAAGUUACUGCGACUUAAAACGUCGGAAGUGUCGGACAAUGAAGAAGAAACAAAAGGCGCGAGUGUGGAGUCAUCGGGCAACGAUAACAGUAGUGACGAUUCUAGCGAUAGUGACAAAAUGGAAUCGGGUGCAGAAUACUUAGUUAAUAACGACGACGGUAGAACUGAUACGUUGUCAACGGAUCAUUCAACGGAUACGUUAAAAAAUGAAUAUGAAAGUGAUGAAGGAGAUAAUCUGUCGGAUGUUUCUGUUGCAUCUGCGGAUCGUUGCAAUUAUGACAAUAUCAGUAUUAAAUCAGUAUCCUCUUUCGAUAUGGUUCCGUAUCAGAAAUACGACAGCAUUACAGUAUCGUCUGACGAGUACGGUUCAGAAGUAUGUCAUGCUCCUGACACAGAAUUCCUCACUGUUAGUGCAGUGAACGAAUGGUGUGUUUCAAAGUCUUCAGAACCUGUUUUGAUACCAGUUGAAUCUAAAAAGGAGAAAUAUCGAAGACGAUUAACGGAACGUGUGAACGAGUUGUUACAUACUGAAAAUGUAUACGUUGAGCGUUUGAAGCACGUGGUUGAAGAUUACAUCCCCGAAAUGUUUCGAGAAGACAUACCGCCGUCGCUUAGAGGGAUGAAACCAGACAUUUUUGCCAACAUUGAGCGCAUAUGCCGAUUUCACGCCGAAGAAUUCCUCCCGGCGCUGAGAGACUGCGAGAAUGAUCUCAGGAAAUUGGGACAGUGUUUUAGGAGAUUUGAGCAGAGGUUUAAUAUGUACGUAAUGUACUCUAGAAAUAAUAAGAGAGCUACAAGACUGGUUUAUGAACACAAACAGUUUUUCCAAGCAAGACAAUUAGAGUUAGGUGAUCGUUUAGAUCUAUCAAGUUAUCUGUUAGAGCCAGUACAAAGGUUACCGCGGUACAAACUGUUCUUGGACGAUUUAGUGAAAACUUAUUCAAACUAUGAAAACGAAAGGUGUGAAUCGGAUUCUAGAAUAUCGAAACUUAGUGUUGACAGUGAUGAAACGGGUGGAAGCAAUGGAGAGUCUUCCGACAGUGACGAAACGCCUUUGGAAAGUUUGAAGCUAGCGAAAACUAUGGUCGAGUGCGUUUUAACUGCGGUCGACGGAAUAAUGGCGUUGGAGAACAUUAGAGACAGUCCGCCUCAUUUAAACUUAUUGAAUCAAGGACGACUAUUGCGGCAAAACGAGUUCUACGCGAUGGACCCUGCCAGAAGGCGAAGGCAACUUAUGAGGAUAUUCCUCUUUGACAAGCUCGUGCUCAUCACAGCCGUGUACAGGAAGCAACCAACUGUGGAGUUCUUCAUAUACAAGGAUCAUAUCCCAGUCGAUGAUCUAGGCAUAACAGCGAAAGAGCAAGACCUGUACAAGUUCACAAUUUGGUAUAAGAAACGAAACCUAAAAUCGUACAAAUUGGAGACUAGAGACUCUGGAAUCAGGAGCGCGUGGGUUGAAGAGAUCACGUCUCUGCUUUGGGAACAGGCAAUGCAGAAGAAAGAGCUUUUACUACAACAGCGAAACAAGAGGAUGUCGGUGGUUUCAAUGAACAGUCAAGAGUCGUCAGGGACUGAAAACAAUGAUGACAAAUAUAAUUCCCUUCGUGGGGUGCCGGGAGAAGUUCGACGAUGUAGCGAGAAGAAAGUAAGAAGAACGACUUGGUACUGCGAAUGA
Molecule: messenger RNA, 2301 nt
Organism: Parnassius mnemosyne (clouded apollo)
Lineage: Eukaryota; Metazoa; Arthropoda; Insecta; Lepidoptera; Papilionidae
Source: the annotation of a GenBank genome assembly